CGCACACACACACUGCUCACUUCAAGGCUCUUUCCCGGAGGAAGUCUGAUGAAAACUUUUCACCCAUUUGUCAAGAGAGCUGCGGAGGGGCUGUGGACCCCCCUCUGAGGGUGUCGCUGCAUUAGAUGCCAUUUGCUCUCCAUCAGUGCGGGAAUUAGGAAUUGGGAAGUGAUUGGAGGUCGCAGCAUGCUUUGGAUGUGGGGAGCCGUGCUGCUGUCACUUUGCUCCGGUGCUGAAUGGAGAGCUCGUAGCUGCAAUGAGGUCAGACAGGCGUACAGCGCUAAGGGAUUCAGCCUGGUCAGUGUCCCCUACCAGCAGAUAGCAGGGGAUCAUCUGCAUGUCUGUUCUCAGGAAUACACAUGCUGCACAACUGAAAUGGAGGAUAAACUCAGUCAUCAAAGUCAGCUGGAAUUUGACAAUAUAGUACAAGAAACAAGCCAUUUUGUCCGCACUGCAGUCACAGUAUGGCAUAGAAAGUUUGAUGAAUCUUUCAAGUCACUUCUGGAAAAUGCACAAAGAUCCCUAAAUGAAAUAUUUGUAAGGACAUAUGGGCUUUUGUACACACAGAAUUCGGAGGUAUUCCAGGAUUUAUUGAUGGAGCUCAGACGUUACUAUACAGGAGGAAAUGUCAAUUUGGAAGAAAUGCUAAAUGAUUUUUGGGCCCGUCUUCUGGAACGCAUGUUUCAGCUGAUAAAUCCUCAAUAUCAUUUCUCAGAAGAAUAUCUUGAGUGUGUAAGCAAGUAUAUUGACCAGCUGAAACCAUUUGGAGAAGUACCAAGGAAGCUAAAAGCCCAAGUAACUAAAGCUUUUGUUGCAGCUCGAACCUUUGUCCAAGGUCUUGCCGUAGGCCGAGAGGUUAUCAAUAGGGUAUCUAAGCUCAGCCCAAAUGCAGGGUGUACCCGGGCACUCCUGAAGAUGCUCUACUGUCCGUACUGUCGUGGACUUCCCACACUGAAACCUUGUCACAACUACUGUCUCAAUGUGAUGAAAGGCUGCUUGGCUAAUCAGGCUGAUUUGGACGUUGAAUGGAAUCUCUUUGUUGAUGCUAUGCUGCUUGUUGCUGACAGAUUGGAGGGGCCAUUCAAUAUAGAGUCAGUUAUGGAUCCUAUCGAUGCAAAGAUAUCUGAAACCAUCAUGAUCCUGCAAGAAAACAGUGCGCAGGUGUCAGGAAAGGUGUUUCUUGGAUGUGGUCAACCUAAAUCGCUUCGUUCUUUGAGGACACUAAGAUCAUUUCCGGGAAGAUAUAACAUGUACUUUAAACCGUAUAGUUUACAUGAAAAACCAACAACUGCUGUUGGUACCAGCAUGGAUCGAUUGAGGAGCGUGUGGAGGAUGAUGCAGUAUCGUGUAACAGAAGUCAAAGACAGACUGAAGAUUUCAAGGAAAAUGUGGUCAAACCUUCCUCACUCUAUCUGUAAAGAAGAAAGAAUAACAGGAAGAGAAUCAAAUGAAGAGCAGUGCUGGAAUGGACACAGCAAAGCCCCGUAUCUCCCUGAAGUAAUGACUGAUGGCUUGAUAAAUCAGAUCAAUAAUCCGGAGGUGGAUGUAGACAUCACAAGGCCGGACACAUUUGUAAGGCAGCAAAUAAUGGCGCUACGAACAGCUACAAACAAACUGAAGAAUGCUCUUAAUGGAAAUGAUGUUAAUUUUCAAGAUACAAGUGAAGAGACCAGUGGCUCGGGAAGUGGCAGUGGUUGUACUGAUGAUAUUUGUCCUACAGAGAAUGACUACAUUACCACAGAAGCUCCACCAUUUGAACCAGACAGACGGGAGUUUGAGUAUUCUGCAGCAUCUGCUCACCGGCAAACACAUCUUAUACUGUUCUCACCCUUUAUCCUAGUCUUGGUGAGACAAUGGAGAUAAUUUAGACAUUUUAAGGAAUAAAAACUGUUUUAGUUAUGGAAAAAGUCGAUUUUCUUUUUUUAAUACACUACUGGACAAUGGACCAUUCCCCUCAAAUAUUGACAAUUUUUUACUUACAUCUUAAUACUCUUCCUUUCUGUACUAAAAAGGAAACCCAGCCCUAAGAGAAAAACCUGCAUUUUGCUUAAAUGUAUGUCUAAACCAUGCGAUCAGAAAACCUUCUUUUAGGGCAAGUAAGCUAAAACGAGUCUAAAAAAUACAAAUUUGUGCUAA
This is a messenger RNA of Nanorana parkeri, 2136 nucleotides long. It is a transcript of the gene GPC6, whose product is annotated as glypican 6. Gene Ontology annotation, biological process: regulation of protein localization to membrane; regulation of signal transduction; cell migration. The record is from RefSeq and is a predicted model, not a curated record. Gene Ontology annotation, cellular component: plasma membrane; extracellular region; cell surface. The transcript is spliced from 10 exons. The coding region runs from base 187 to 1863 and encodes 558 amino acids. Lineage: Eukaryota; Metazoa; Chordata; Amphibia; Anura; Dicroglossidae.